Papaver somniferum (opium poppy) is the source of this 1131-nucleotide messenger RNA. RefSeq names its product VQ motif-containing protein 9-like. The transcript has a single exon. The coding region runs from base 206 to 835 and encodes 209 amino acids. NCBI's taxonomy places the organism in Eukaryota, Viridiplantae, Streptophyta, Magnoliopsida, Ranunculales, Papaveraceae. The record is from RefSeq and is a predicted model, not a curated record.
UUCUCAGAGGUCAUCUUCUUUGACCCUUUUGAAAUUUGACUGCUCUAACAAAUCUUCAACCCUCUAUAAAACUUCAUCACUGUCUAAUCUCUAGACAUAACAUCUCGUUUCCAUUGAAAAAUCCUAACACCCACCAUCAUAAUCUUGGACUAGUUUUGGAAAAAUCGAAAAGAAGAAGAAGCUGAUCAAGAAUUCAAAAGAGAAAAUGACAGAGAAAAGCUAUGAUCAGAACUUGAAACACCUCAACAAGUACUCAACAAACAAGAUAUCAAAACCAAUCAAGAAAUACUCACCAUUGGAUCAUCAUCAACAACUGAAUGGUUAUCAGCCUAAGCAGCAGAAAACGCAUGUUUACAAUAUAAACAAGAGUGAUUUCAGAACAUUAGUUCAACAGCUUACUGGUCCUUCUUCUAAUUCUCAGGUUUAUCAACAUCCUCUUCCACCACCACCACAACCACUGAUACAUAAUCCUAAACCUCAAAUGAGCUCUCGUCUUUAUAGUAUUCGUCCACCGCCCCUUACAACAAAAACCCCUGUUCUCUCCUCUGCCACCACCAUCACCACCGUCAAAGAUGAAGAGUAUCGGCCACAGGUGUCGGGUUUAUCACCACUUCCAGCUUUUCCAAGUGUUAAUUUCACAGCUGAGUCUCCGAUUUCUGCUUACAUGAGGUAUCUAAGAAGCUCUACACCAACGAAUACUACUAAUGCAAAUGAUUUUGAAUCAUCAAAGGGCCAGUAUGAUUUUCUUAAUACUUCUUCAUUUCCUUCACCUACAACAACAGCUCAAUUAGAGUUUCCUCCUACAACUCUUGCACCAAGCUGGAAAAAUGUCUGAAGGUGUGUCCAGAGAACAUUUUACUUUUUACUUCUAUGGGGGUAAAACAAACUUUAACUUUACAUGAAUUAGAGGUUAGAAUUUCCAGUGUAUUUUGAUCUUUUGAAGAUUCUAAAUUUCUAACAUGAUUCUGCUGAUGUAAAUUUAUGAUCCAAAGAGAAUAUAUCUUGUAUUGCACUAUUCAUUCUCCAGGCUAUUGAAUAUUCAAGCAUUCUUUUUUUAAGUGGAUAUGUACUGUUUGAUGAAAAGCGGAUGAACUUGCUUAAGAAAUGGGCUUAAAUUUGCCAUGUUUUUAA